GGAGCAGGCUGCUGGCCAGCCCCGGGCCCGCGCCAAGUAGAGCCUCAGGUGCGGUUCCCCCACAAGCAAGUGGCGCGGGCGGCGGCUUGGAACGGCCCGCCCCGCCCGCCGCGUCGGCGCCUGCCCCGUUGUGAGGUGAUAAAGUGCUGCGCUCCGGGACGCCAGCGCCGGGGCUGCCGCCUCUGCUGGGGUCUAGGCUGUUUCUCUCGCGCCACCACUGGCCGCCGGCCGCAGCUCCGGGUGUCCUAGCCGCCCAGCCUCCACGCCGUCCCGGGACCCCUGUGCUCUGCGCGAAGCCCUGGCCCCGGGGGCCGGGGCAUGGGCCAGGGGCGCGGGGUGAAGCGGCUUCCCGCGGGGCCGUGACUGGGCGGGCUUCAGCCAUGAAGACCCUCAUAGCCGCCUACUCCGGGGUCCUGCGCGGCGAGCGUCAGGCCGAGGCUGACCGGAGCCAGCGCUCUCACGGAGGACCUGCGCUGUCGCGCGAGGGGUCUGGGAGAUGGGGCACUGGAUCCAGCAUCCUCUCCGCCCUCCAGGACCUCUUCUCUGUCACCUGGCUCAAUAGGUCCAAGGUGGAAAAGCAGCUACAGGUCAUCUCAGUGCUCCAGUGGGUCCUGUCCUUCCUUGUACUGGGAGUGGCCUGCAGUGCCAUCCUCAUGUACAUAUUCUGCACUGAUUGCUGGCUCAUCGCUGUGCUCUACUUCACUUGGCUGGUGUUUGACUGGAACACACCCAAGAAAGGUGGCAGGAGGUCACAGUGGGUCCGAAACUGGGCUGUGUGGCGCUACUUUCGAGACUACUUUCCCAUCCAGCUGGUGAAGACACACAACCUGCUAACCACCAGGAACUAUAUCUUUGGAUACCACCCCCAUGGUAUCAUGGGCCUGGGUGCCUUCUGCAACUUCAGCACAGAGGCCACAGAAGUGAGCAAGAAGUUCCCAGGCAUACGGCCUUACCUGGCUACACUGGCAGGCAACUUCCGAAUGCCUGUGUUGAGGGAGUACCUGAUGUCUGGAGGUAUCUGCCCUGUCAGCCGGGACACCAUAGACUAUUUGCUUUCAAAGAAUGGGAGUGGCAAUGCUAUCAUCAUCGUGGUGGGGGGUGCGGCUGAGUCUCUGAGCUCCAUGCCUGGGAAGAAUGCAGUCACCCUGCGGAACCGCAAGGGCUUUGUGAAACUGGCCCUGCGUCAUGGAGCUGACCUGGUUCCCAUCUACUCCUUUGGAGAGAAUGAAGUGUACAAGCAGGUGAUCUUCGAGGAGGGCUCCUGGGGCCGAUGGGUCCAGAAGAAGUUCCAGAAAUACAUUGGUUUUGCCCCAUGCAUCUUCCAUGGUCGAGGCCUCUUCUCCUCCGACACCUGGGGGCUGGUGCCCUACUCCAAGCCCAUCACCACUGUUGGAGACAACCAGAGAUGCAGCACAUAAAGCAUUUGGCACAGUUCCUUCCACAUGGCGAGCCCGCAGCCCAGCGUCACCACCUUCAGCAUCAUGGUGGAUGCCCAGGGGAAGGGUGUUGACUAACCAGAAGCCUCUGCCCUGUCCCUGCAGUGGGAGAGCCCAUCACCAUCCCCAAGCUGGAGCACCCAACCCAGCAAGACAUCGACCUGUACCACACCAUGUACAUGGAGGCCCUGGUGAAGCUCUUCGACAAGCACAAGACCAAGUUCGGCCUCCCGGAGACUGAGGUCCUGGAGGUGAACUGAGCCAGCCUUUGGGGCCAACUCCCUGGAGGAACCAGCUGCAAAUCACUUUUUUGCUCUGUAAAUUUGGAAGCGUCAUGGGUGUCUGUGGGUUAUUUAAAAGAAAUUAUAACAAUUUUGCUAAACCAUUACAAUGUUAGGUCUUUUUUAAGAAGGAAAAAGUCAGUAUUUCAAGUUCUUUCACUUCCAGCUUGCCCUGUUCUAGGUGGUGGCUAAAUCUGGGCCUAAUCUGGGUAGCUCAGCUAACCUCUCUUCUUCCCUUCCUUAAGUGACAAAGGAAACUCAGUCUUCUUGGGGAAGAAGGAUUGCCAUUAGUGACUUGGACCAGUUAGAUGAUUCACUUUUUGCCCCUAGGGAUGAGAGGCGAAAGCCACUUCUCAUACAAGCCCCUCUAUUGCCACUACCCCACGCUCGUCUAGUCCUGAAACUGCAGGACCAGUUUCUCUGCCAAGGGGAGGAGUUGGAGAGCACAGUUGCCCCGUUGUGUGAGGGCAGUAGUAGGCAUCUGGAAUGCUCCAGUUUGAUCUCCCUUCUGCCACCCCCACCUCACCCCUAGUCACUCAUAUCGGAGCCUGGACUGGCCUCCAGGAUGAGGAUGGGGGUGGCAAUGACACCCUGCAGGGGAAAGGACUGCCCCCCAUGCACCAUUGCAGGGAGGAUGCCGCCACCAUGAGCUAGGUGGAGUAACUGGUUUUUCUUGGGUGGCUGAUGACAUGGAUGCAGCACAGACUCAGCCUUGGCCUGGAGCACAUGCUUACUGGUGGCCUCAGUUUACUUUCCCCAGAUCCUAGAUUCUGGAUGUGAGGAAGAGGUCCCUCUUCAGAAGGGGCCUGGCCUUCUGAGCAGCAGAUUAGUUCCAAAGCAGGUGGCCCCCGAACCCAAGCCUCACUUUUCUGUGCCUUCCUGAGGGGGUUGGGCCGGGGAGGAAACCCAACCCUCUCCUGUGUGUUCUGUUAUCUCUUGAUGAGAUCAUUGCACCAUGUCAGACUUUUGUAUAUGCCUUGAAAAUAAAUGAAAGUGAGAAUCCUCUA
Pan troglodytes (chimpanzee) is the source of this 2724-nucleotide messenger RNA. It is a transcript of the gene DGAT2, whose product is annotated as diacylglycerol O-acyltransferase 2. The transcript has 8 exons. Gene Ontology annotation, biological process: triglyceride biosynthetic process; diacylglycerol metabolic process. Gene Ontology annotation, cellular component: endoplasmic reticulum membrane. The record is from RefSeq and is a predicted model, not a curated record. Bases 381 to 1418 code for a protein of 345 amino acids. Gene Ontology annotation, molecular function: diacylglycerol O-acyltransferase activity. NCBI's taxonomy places the organism in Eukaryota, Metazoa, Chordata, Mammalia, Primates, Hominidae.